CAUCGCUACUCACAUUGUCAUCAUCAAAGCCAAAGAUCAAAUUCAAGCAACCAACGUACAAAAUCUAAGCUUCUGUCCCAAGAUCGAUCGACAUGGCAGGUGCUGCUCAUCAUCCCUCUCCUAACAACAUGUUCAUCUCCCUCCUCUUCCUUGCAGCCAUCACCUGCUCCUCCUUUUCUCCCAGCAACGCGCAAUCUUGCGCAAGCUACACCUUCUCGAGCAACCAGCUCUACGCCUCGUGCGCCAGCCUGCCGCAGCUCGGCGCCACGCUGCACUACAACUACACGGCCGACACCAACACCGUGGCCGUCGCUUUCCGCGCGCCGCAGAGCAAGGCCGGGUGGGUCGCGUGGGGGCUCAACCCCAACGGGACCGGCAUGGUCGGGUCGCAGGCCGUCGUGGCUUUCCAGCACUCCAACGGCAGCCUCGUCGCGUACCCGACAUUGCUCGACAGCUACGUGCCGUCGAUGGCGCCGGCUGCACCCAAGAACCUGGGCUUGCCGGUGUCGGACGUGGCGGCGGAGCACGUCAACGGCAAGGAGAUGGUGGUGUACGCGACGGUGGCGUUGCCGGGGAAGGGGAGCAAGUUCAACCACGUCUGGCAGCAGGGGACCUCGGUGGUGAACGAUGUGCCAGCGGCACACCCCACCACCGGGGACAACAUCCUCUCCACGGGCACCAUCGAUUUCAGCGACUGAUGUUGAGAGACACACACGUUUGUGUUGUAUACGUGUUCGAUCGGGUGUUUGUUUGUAUAUGCACGUAUGCAUAUAGGCUUUUCAUACACGGUUAAUACCUAUAUAUUGCCGCAUAGAUAGUCGCUCCCAAUAGUGAUAUAUGGAGUACACGAGUAAUAAAUAUUGUAUGUGCUUGCGUGAGAAUCAAAAUAUUUACAUUA
Molecule: messenger RNA, 898 nt
Organism: Phragmites australis (common reed)
Lineage: Eukaryota; Viridiplantae; Streptophyta; Magnoliopsida; Poales; Poaceae
Product: cytochrome b561 and DOMON domain-containing protein At5g47530-like
Exons: 1
Coding region: 93-698 (201 amino acids)
Source: RefSeq, a predicted model, not a curated record